AAUGAAGUCUGGCCUCAUCCUCCACCAGCAGUUGCUACGGCAUCUUGGCGGGGGAGGGCGGCGGCGGCGGCUGUUCGGAGCCACUACUGCUGCUUACAGCACCAACACUGGCAGCUCGCCGGACCAGGACGGAGCGGCCGCGGCCACCGUGACCGCCGACGACUCGGCUGCGGAGAAGAAAAUACAAAAAGCAGGCCUUCUACCAAGUCUGGAAGAUCUUCUAUUUUAUACAAUUGCUGAAGGACAGGAGAGAAUUCCAAUUCAUAAGUUCAUAACUGUCCUAAAAUCAACAGGAUUGCGUACAUCUGAUCCUCGACUGAAGGAGUGUAUGGAUAUGCUCAGAACAAAUGUGCAAGCAGCUUCUGACGGGGUUCUGCUUGACAAAGAACUCUUUAAAAAAUGUGUUGGAAGCAAUAUUGUGUUGCUCACUCAAGCUUUCAGGAGGAAGUUCGUCAUUCCAGAUUUUGAUAUAUUUUCUUCCCAUAUUGAUGGUCUUCAUGAGAUUGCCAAAAAAAUGACAGGAGGAAAGGUUGCUGAUUAUAUUCCACAGCUGGCUAAGUUUAGCCCGGAUUUGUGGGGUGUGUCCCUGUGCACAGUGGACGGGCAAAGGCAUUCAGUUGGAGAUACCAAAGUUCCCUUUUGUCUUCAAUCCUGUGUGAAACCAUUGAAAUAUGCAGUUUCUAUCCAUGAUCUUGGGACUGAGCAUGUUCACAAAUUUGUUGGCAAAGAACCCAGUGGAUUACGUUUCAACAAACUCUUCCUGAAUGAAGAAGAUAAACCCCACAAUCCUAUGGUUAAUGCUGGGGCUAUUGUGAUAACUUCCCUUAUUAAGCAUGGACUCGGCAAUGCUGAAAAAUUUGAUUAUGUUACACAAUUCUUGAAUCAAAUGGCUGGAAAUGAAUAUGUUGGCUUUAAUAAUGCAACGUUUCAGUCGGAAAGAGAAACGGGAGACAGAAAUUUUGCCAUAGGAUACUACCUAAAGGAAAAGAAGUGUUUUCCAGAAGGCAGUGAUAUGACUGGUGUACUGGAUUUCUAUUUUCAGCUGUGUUCCAUUGAAGUAACCUGUGAAUCAGCCAGUGUAAUGGCAGCAACACUGGCCAAUGGUGGCAUCUGUCCAAUCACAGGAGAGAGGGUUCUGAGUCCAGAGGCUGUUAGGAAUACAUUGAGUCUGAUGCAUUCAUGUGGCAUGUAUGACUUCUCAGGGCAGUUUGCCUUUCAUGUGGGUCUUCCAGCAAAAUCUGGAGUUUCAGGAGGCAUUUUGCUGGUAGUGCCAAAUGUGAUGGGCAUUAUGUGUUGGUCUCCACCUUUGGACAAACUUGGCAACAGUGUGAGGGGUAUUCAGUUUUGUCAGGAUCUUGUCUCGUUAUUUAACUUCCAUAAUUAUGACAAUUUGCGGCACUUUUCAAAAAAACAUGAUCCACGGAGGGAAGGUGGUGAAGUAAGGCAUUCCUUCGGAUCAAUGGAUUAUGAAAGUCUCCAGAAAGAGCUUGCACUUAAUGGGAUUCUAUGGAGAAAAGUAUCAACUGAACCAAAUGAGGAAGACUCUUCCACUACCGUUGUAUAUAGAAUGCAAGGUCCUGCUGUAAGAAACUAAAACAGUUGGAUUUGAUUCAUGUUUUUGCUGCUCUUGAAAACUUUUGAUUGAUUCUGAUGCAAUUAUUUGUAUGCACAAAAGUAUCAUAUAAUAACUUUGAGUAAGCUCAUUUAUAUUUUGCUUCUAUUCUAUUGUUUCUUGCACACAGUAAAUAAUGCAGUUUGCUCUUGUGCUGUGAGCUUUGAAAGCAUCACUCCCAAAUUUUUUUUUGCAUGUAGGUCUGUUAGCCAAUGCUACAAAUGCGACUAUCUCUCUGCUCCUGCUCAAUGUCCAGCUUGGGACUGCCCUGGGAAAUAUUUAAGCCUUGAUAAUUAGCUACGAUCAGAAGCUCAGAGUUGGUCCCUUCAGCUGAUUUGUGUUUGUGCUGGUCAUCAAGUGCCUGUCUAUUCUAAUCCUCUUCUGGCACUUGCCCACAUUCUUCAGUGGUAUGCUCUCAAGUAGUUAUCUAAUAUUUAAAUGUGAGAGUAUCUUUCUCGAUCAUCCCUUUAUGGUGUCCUUUACAUCCCAAUAUAGUUGCCCUAAAUUUCUCUUAGUAUUUGGUAUGGUUCAUUUUUGAUUUCUCCUUUACUAUCCUGUAGCCAAAUCAUCCAAAUAUAUAAUGUUGGCUUGCAAAGGUUUUUGAAACCAUGUUCUAUCACAUCACCACUGUGUUUAAUUUCUUUGCCAGAUUUUAAAGGGCACAGUUAUUACUGUCCACCUAUAAAAUUUGUUCUUGACCAUAAAUUCCAUCCUCCCCACUGGUUAUGUUGAGCUGAAACAGAUGACCCAGAUUUUGCUGCAUAAUUUUGUCUCUGCAAUCUUACAAUUGAUAUCCCCCACUUUCACAACGUCAUGCUUGUUUAUGAGCCUUUGCUGCCUCACCCUUGGCUUUGCUGUUGAUAACUUUUAUCUUCAAUUUUAGGCUCGGCCAUUCAAUGAGUUCUGAGCUGGUAUCCCAACUCCAAUCCACUAUACGUGACCUCAUUAGUAUUUUACUGCUAAAUCGUAGUAGUACUAAAGGUUGCUUGCCCAUCAGCCCAUUCUCUGUAACUAUGUUGGUUCUGAGUUCAUCAUUAUGCAAUCAUGCCCUUGCCUCUGUUAUCUCUAACUACUACUCCCAAUCCAGAAUUUGUUGAACCAAAACUUAAAAUAUUUCCCACUCCCUGUGAUACAUUAUUUGCAAUUUUUUGGGGUCUUGAGGUCACAUUCUUUCCUCUAACCUUCUGCCUUUCCAUUCCUAACUUUUCAGAUCCUCAAUUUCUGUUCCUGAACUAACUGCUCUGGUCAUCCACCCAAAUUUCAUUCCUAUGCUUUGUUCUUGUCUGGUUCUGCCCCAUGUUAAGUAUUAAUACAUACAUGAAGCAUGUCUCUUUAGACUAUUGAAACAUACCUACAAAGGUGUAUUAGGUAUGGGGAAAUGCAAAAAUAUAAAGGGUGCAUUGACAAUUUAUCUUUGCUUGUUGAAAAGUUCCUAUUUUAGGAGUUUUUUUGGUGGGCGUUUUCUCUCUCUAAUUAACCUUCCUUUUCUCUGAUAACUGGAAAAAUGGCCAAUUGAAGAGUUGAGUCUGCCUUUCUCAGUAGUGUUAGGGCAAAACUGAAUGAGACUGGUUUCUGCAAAGAACAUUUCAUGAUUGAGAAAAUAAGGCUUUCGGCAGUGGUGGUGGUUGGCAUUGUUGCGUUUGCAUUUGGCGCACACACUUGUAUGUAUGAAUGACUGGAUUGGAGUAGGUUACAGAGAAAGAGCAUAUUGUUCUAUCUAGUCUUUGCAGGCUGGAUAUUUCUUUUGGAGACGUGUUUGGCAGGAGGCUAUGGACAUAAUAUUGGAAAUGGGCUUAGCUGCAUAUUUAAUGCUAGAGUUUUAUAUACAGUUUAAUCAACAAAUGGCACAUUGCUGACUAAAAUUAAGAUUAAUCUGUACAGUGAAUAGUAUUACAUGUAGUCAAGCUGUAAUAUUGAAACUGCCAGGAAAUAUUUAUUACAAAAAUAUUUGAUUUUAAUCCAAGUGAGGCUGUCAUCAUUGCAUCUUCUGGAUUUUUAUUUCUGGCUGGCAGAUACUAUAAAUGUAUUAUGCUAUGAAUAUCGUCUAUACUUGUCAUAUUAUAAGGUGUGUGUGGCGGUGCAUGAACAAAAAAUAAGGACAUCGGCAAAGAACUGUUCAUAACCAGAAUUUCUCAGGACCGAAACAUUAUAGUGAAGUAUUUGCAAAUCAGAAUUAAAUAUCUGAUUAGUCCAGACAGGUAAAAUAAUCUGGAUUUUAGAACUGACAGAUCGUAGAAUUGUUAGAUCGGCACUUUAAUAGGAAUAUUUGUAUGGAGGACGUGUGUUGGCAGUUAACGUAGAUUAUUUGCCUUUGGAGAUUUGGGAUUGAAUUAAAUGCAUUUGUAUUUCAGAGCAGCCAUGAUGUAAUAAAUUGUGGGGUAGGUUUAUGAGACUGGAUAGCACAAUCCUGAUCUGUAGAUUCUGUUAGCUGUUGGUACUGAAAGAUUAAUUUGUAGUUUCAUCAAAUAGUGCCGUUUGCAAUUUUGACACUUUACAGUAUACCACACAGUUUCCUUUUGAUCUUUCAAAUUGAAAGAUGUUUACAUUUCCAAGUUUUUAUUAUUAAGAGCAUGAUAUAAAUGAGUGUUAUCAAAGGAUUACUCUACGGUUAGGAUAUAAAAUCAAUAUUAAUGCUCAUAAAUUUGCUUGCUGAUUUGCUAUGUUUCUUUACAAAGUACUCCAAACAUUAGUAUUUCUAUAGUUGAAGUUGAAAAAAUAUAUAUGUAUAAAGCAACACUUUUAUUUGCAAUGUAACCUAUUUACCAAAGACUGACUUCCACAUAGAUUUUGAACAUAGAUAAUUAAAAAUUAAGAUCACCACACAUGGGUAUCUCUGCAAACAUUCUGGCUUUUGGGCUCCUGGUCUAGGAAAUUAGCAUGUAGAUCAAUUCAUUUAAAGCAAGAAAUUGGAAUACUAAUAGCACAUAAAUUGCUUGCCAUUUCUUAUUGCACUGAAAGACUUUGUGUUUUGCGGUGUAGAAUUGAAGCUUGCUUGACUUAAGUAGGCAAUCCUUUUUUUUCCCCCCAAAAAUAAAUGUUUGUAAUUGAUUUAAUUCCAUGCAUAUAUUCCAGAAACUGUAUGCAGCUAAAGCUACGACUGCAAUGUCAUUGAUUGCACUUAUUUUUGUCCCAAUUUAAACCAUGUUGCUUUUAACAUUGAUUUUGUCAUCUUUUUCUAUCCACAUUGUGAAUGUGGAAACUGUAUAUUGAUCCUUCAGUUUUUCAUGUUAUCUGUAUAUUUGAAAUUCCAGCAAAGUACAUUCUAAUAUUCAUAUAUUUGUAACUAUUAUGCUGCAAAACGGGUGGUUGUGUGGCAGUUGCUAACAUCUUGAUAGUCAAUUGAAAUGGUAGCUUAAAGACUUGGAUGUCCUGAGAGUAUUCUGUAAGAUGCAGGUAAAGAAGUAUUCUAUUACAGAAAGUGUUAAGCAAAGAUCAUAGAGCCUUUGGUGUUAAGUGUUAAAUAAGAUGUACAAUUUUAAAAUGGUAUUAAUUUUGUAUCACUGGGCUUUCAAUGUUUUAUACUUGUUGCAUUUCUAGUGCAUUUUGUUUGUUUUGUAAUUUACUUUGCAACAGUAACCAACAUUUAUUUUAAGUUUGCGUAGUAUACUUUGUACUUAUUUUGUAUUUAAUAAAACAGCUUUAUC
Leucoraja erinaceus (little skate) is the source of this 5256-nucleotide messenger RNA. Its product is annotated as glutaminase kidney isoform, mitochondrial-like. The transcript has 15 exons. Lineage: Eukaryota; Metazoa; Chordata; Chondrichthyes; Rajiformes; Rajidae. The coding region runs from base 2 to 1594 and encodes 530 amino acids. Gene Ontology annotation, molecular function: glutaminase activity; protein binding. Gene Ontology annotation, biological process: L-glutamine catabolic process. The record is from RefSeq and is a predicted model, not a curated record.